Messenger RNA from Stegodyphus dumicola, 6160 nucleotides. It is a transcript of the gene Polr2A, whose product is annotated as RNA polymerase II subunit RpII215. Lineage: Eukaryota; Metazoa; Arthropoda; Arachnida; Araneae; Eresidae. Gene Ontology annotation, biological process: transcription by RNA polymerase II. The record is from RefSeq and is a predicted model, not a curated record. Gene Ontology annotation, cellular component: RNA polymerase II, core complex. Gene Ontology annotation, molecular function: DNA binding.
CUUUGUUUAUUUCAGGAAAUGUCUAUGAUAAUCACAUCAGACUCUAAAGCCCCCUUACGGGAGGUAAAGAGAGUUCAGUUUGGAAUUUUAAGUCCAGAUGAAAUAAGACGUAUGAGUGUCACUGAAGGAGGAGUUAAAUAUCCUGAGAUCUAUGAAAGUGGGCGUCCAAAGCUUGGAGGCCUCAUGGAUCCGAGACAAGGUGUCAUUGAUAAAACUUCACGUUGUCAGACUUGCGCUGGCAACAUGGCUACCUGCCCUGGACAUUUUGGGCAUAUUGAACUCUCUAAGCCUGUCUUCCAUGUUGGUUUUUUAAAGAAGAGCAUAAAAAUAUUAAGAUGUGUAUGCUUUUAUUGCUCUAAGCUUCUUGUUUCUCCUAAUAAUCCUAAAAUAAAAGAAAUCCUUGCAAAAUCAAAAGGUCAACCAAGGAAACGACUUGCUCAUGUUUAUGAUUUAUGUAAAGGAAAAAAUAUUUGUGAAGGAGGAGAUGAAAUAGAUGCUAAAUUGGGGCAAGAGAGUACUAUGCAUGAUGAUGGCACAAAAAAGUCUGGCCAUGGAGGUUGCGGCCGUUAUCAGCCAUCUAUUCGACAAAGUGGUUUGGAUUUAACAGCUGAAUGGAAGCAUAUAAAUGAGGAUUCUCAAGAAAGAAAAAUUGCACUGAGUGCUGAAAGAGUGUGGGAAAUUUUUAAGCACAUUUCAGAUGAGGAAUGCCAUGUUUUGGGGAUGGAUCCCAAAUAUGCUCGACCUGAUUGGAUGAUCGUUACAGUUUUACCUGUUCCACCUUUGCCUGUAAGGCCUGCAGUUGUGAUGUUUGGUUCUGCCAGGAACCAAGAUGAUUUGACUCAUAAAUUAUCAGACAUUGUAAAAGCAAACAAUGAACUUUUACGUAAUGAACAAGCAGGUGCAGCAGCUCACAUUAUUGCAGAGAAUAUAAAAAUGUUACAAUUUCAUGUGGCAACAAUUGUUGAUAAUGAAUUGCCUGGGUUACCAAGAGCCAUGCAGAAGAGUGGAAGACCUCUCAAAUCAAUUAAACAGAGACUGAAAAGUAAGGAAGGGCGAAUUCGAGGUAAUUUGAUGGGUAAGCGAGUUGACUUUUCUGCUCGUACUGUCAUUACACCUGAUCCUAAUCUGAGAAUUGAUGAAGUUGGUGUGCCUAGAUCUAUUGCUCAAAAUCUAACUUUUCCUGAGAUCGUAACGCCAUUCAAUAUUGAAAAAAUGCAUGAACUUGUUCAGCGAGGGAAUAACCAGUAUCCUGGAGCUAAAUAUAUAGUUCGUGACAGUGGAGAAAGAAUAGAUUUAAGAUUUCAUCCAAAAGCGAGUGACUUACAUUUACAGUGUGGUUAUAGAGUAGAGAGACAUGUACGUAAUGGUGAUGUUAUUGUUUUUAAUAGGCAACCUACUUUGCACAAAAUGUCUAUGAUGGGUCAUCGCAUACGAGUUUUACCAUGGUCUACAUUUAGAAUGAAUUUAAGUGUGACCACACCAUAUAAUGCAGACUUUGAUGGCGAUGAAAUGAAUCUUCAUGUCCCUCAGUCACUUGAAACACGAGCUGAAGUUCAAGAACUUGCUCUUGUGCCAAGAAAUAUUAUCACACCUCAGUCAAACAAACCUGUGAUGGGAAUUGUGCAGGACACACUCACUGCUGUGCGUAAAAUGACAAAAAGGGAUGUAUUCCUUGAAAAAGAUCAGAUGAUGACAUUACUUAUGUUCCUUCCAAUUUGGGAUGGAAAAGUUCCCAUGCCUGCGAUUUUGAAGCCUAAACCGCUUUGGACUGGAAAGCAACUUUUUUCUCUGAUUAUUCCUGGGAAUGUGAACUUGAUUCGUACUCAUAGUACUCAUCCUGAUGAAGAAGAUGAUGGACCUUACAAAUGGAUUUCUCCUGGAGAUACUAAAGUGCUUAUUGAACAUGGAGAACUGAUCAGUGGUAUAGUAUGUAAAAAAACUGUUGGCUCUGCUAGUGGAUCAUUAAUGCAUGUUAUCUUUUCUGAAUUAGGCCACGAGGUUGCAGGUGCUUUCUAUGGACACAUUCAGACUGUGGUUAACAACUGGCUGUUAUUAGAAGGUCACACUAUAGGAAUAGGAGAUACUAUUGCUGAUCCUCAGACUUACAUUGAUAUUCAGAAUACUAUUAAAAAAGCAAAAAUGGAUGUGAUAGAAGUUAUUGAAAAAGCUCAUAAUGAUGAUCUUGAACCUACACCUGGUAAUACAUUAAGACAAACUUUUGAGAAUCAGGUAAAUCGUAUACUUAACGAUGCUCGUGAUAAAACUGGUGCCAGUGCUCAGAAGUCAUUGUCAGAGUUUAAUAACUUUAAAGCUAUGGUGGUAUCAGGAGCAAAAGGUUCAAAAAUUAAUAUUUCUCAAGUUAUUGCAUGUGUGGGUCAGCAGAAUGUUGAAGGAAAACGAAUACCAUUUGGUUUUAGGAAGCGUACAUUGCCACAUUUUAUUAAAGAUGAUUAUGGGCCUGAGAGUAGAGGAUUUGUUGAAAAUUCAUAUCUUGCAGGUUUAACACCAUCAGAAUUUUUUUUCCACGCUAUGGGUGGUCGUGAAGGUCUUAUUGAUACUGCUGUGAAAACAGCUGAAACUGGUUAUAUCCAGCGACGACUUAUAAAAGCUAUGGAAAGUGUAAUGGCAACAUAUGAUGGUACGGUAAGAAAUAGUACUGGCCAAGUUAUCCAGUUCCGUUAUGGUGAAGAUGGUUUAGAUGGAACUACAGUAGAAUUUCAAUCUUUGCCUACUUUAAAGCCAUCGGAUAAAGCUUUUGAAAAGCGUUUCCGAUUUGAUGCCUCAAAUGAGCGUUAUCUCAGACGCAUCUUUCUUGAAGAAGUUGUGAGAGAUAUUGCAGGAAGUACUACUGCACUAAAUGAAUUUGAAAAAGAAUGGGAAAUUCUUAAAGCUGAAAGGGAAGUUCUUCGGACUAUAUUUCCUACUGGUGAUAGUAAAGUUGUUUUACCUUGCAAUCUUCAAAGGAUGAUUUGGAAUGCUCAAAAAAUAUUUCAUGUGCAUACUAGAUCUCCUACAGAUUUAAGCCCCUUAAGAGUAAUGCAAGGCGUUGAAAAACUUGUAAAAAAAUUAGUCAUUGUACCUGGGGAAGAUAGACUAAGCAUUCAAGCAAAUGAUAAUGCUACAAUUUUGUUUAGAGCUUUACUUCAUUCAACUUUGUGCACAAAACGUGUUGCAGAAGAAUUCCGCCUUUCUACUGAAGCUUUCGAUUGGCUUCUUGGAGAAAUAGAAACUCGUUUUCAGCAAGCUCAGGUGCAACCUGGAGAAAUGGUUGGAGCUUUAGCAGCUCAGUCACUUGGUGAACCUGCCACUCAGAUGACAUUAAAUACUUUCCAUUAUGCUGGUGUAUCCGCAAAAAAUGUAACUCUUGGUGUACCAAGAUUGAAAGAAAUUAUAAAUAUCUCAAAAAAACCUAAAACACCAUCUCUCACUGUUUUCCUUACUGGUGCUGCUGCACGAGAUGCUGAAAAGGCUAAAGAUGUUCUGUGUAGGUUGGAACAUACAACUUUAAGAAAAGUCACUGCCAAUACAGCUAUUUAUUAUGAUCCUGAUCCUCAGAACACAGUUAUUGCUGAAGACCAAGAAUUUGUGAAUGUGUACUAUGAAAUGCCUGAUUUUGAUCCAUCACGCAUUUCUCCUUGGCUGCUUCGUAUUGAAUUAGAUAGAAAGAGAAUGACUGAUAAGAAAUUAACAAUGGAGCAGAUUGCUGAAAAGAUCAAUGCUGGUUUUGGGGAUGAUUUGAAUUGCAUUUUUAAUGAUGAUAAUGCUGAAAAACUUGUCCUUAGAAUAAGGAUAAUGAAUAAUGAUGAUAAUAAGUUACAAGAAGAAGAAGAGCAAGUUGAUAAAAUGGAAGAUGACGUGUUUCUGAGAUGUAUAGAAGCAAAUAUGCUUAGUGAUAUGACUUUGCAGGGAAUUGAAGCAAUUACUAAAGUAUAUAUGCAUUUGCCUACUACUGACAACAAAAAGAGAAUAGUGAUUACUGAAACUGGUGAAUUUAAACCAAUUGCUGAGUGGCUUCUAGAAACAGAUGGAACAAGUUUAAUGAGAGUUCUAAGUGAGAAAGAUGUUGAUCCUGUACGUACAUACUCUAAUGACAUUUGUGAAAUAUUUGCCGUUAUGGGCAUUGAAGCUGUGCGAAAAGCUGUAGAAAAAGAAAUGAAUCAUGUCAUUUCAUUUGAUGGCUCUUAUGUUAACUAUAGACAUCUUGCAUUGCUUUGUGAUGUUAUGACAGCAAAGGGACAUCUGAUGGCUAUAACUCGUCAUGGCAUAAAUCGUCAAGAUACUGGUGCGUUAAUGAGGUGUUCCUUUGAAGAAACUGUUGAUAUCUUAUUAGAUGCUGCAUCACAUGCUGAACUGGACCCUUUGAAAGGUGUUUCUGAAAACAUCAUAAUGGGACAGUUGCCAAGAAUGGGAACUGGUGCAUUUGAUUUACUUCUAGAUGCAGAAAAAUGUAAAUAUGGCAUAGAGAUUCCUCUUGCUGGUGCUAUGGGUGGUCCAGGUGUAUUUUUUGGAAGUGUUGCAAGCCCAUCAAGUGGUAUGUCACCUCAGAUGACGCCAUGGAAUCAAGGAGGCACUCCUGCAUAUGCUAAUGCGUGGUCUCCUGGAUUAGGAAGUGGUAUGACACCAGGUGCUGCUGGGUUUUCACCAUCUGCUGCAAGUGAUGCAAGUGGUUACAGUCCUGGAUACAGCCCUGCUUGGUCUCCGCAGCCAGGAUCACCUGCUUCACCAGCAUCACCAUAUAUUCCAAGCCCUGCUGGUGCUUUGUCGCCAAGUUAUUCUCCAUCUUCACCAUCUUUUGCUCCAACUUCACCUUCAUUAACUCCACAGAGUCCUAGUUAUUCUCCAACUUCUCCUUCGUAUUCACCGACAAGUCCAAGUUACUCUCCAACGUCACCAAAUUACUCUCCAACCAGCCCUAGUUACUCGCCAACAAGCCCUAGCUAUUCACCAACAAGUCCUAGUUACUCUCCAACAAGUCCUAGUUACUCUCCAACAAGUCCUAGUUAUUCACCAACCAGUCCUAGCUAUUCACCAACCAGUCCAAGUUAUUCGCCGACAAGUCCAAAUUAUUCACCGACAAGUCCAAGCUAUAGUCCAACAAGUCCUAGUUAUUCUCCAACAAGUCCUAGUUACAGUCCUACAAGCCCAAGUUAUUCUCCUAGUUCACCAAACUAUACACCUGCAUCACCUUCAUAUUCUCCAACAAGUCCAAGUUAUUCACCCACAAGUCCUAGUUACUCUCCUACAUCUCCUUCAUAUAGCCCAACAAGUCCAAGUUAUUCUCCAAGCUCUCCGAGUUACUCACCACAGAGCCCAAGCUACAGCCCUGGAAGUCCAAAUUAUUCAUUAACAAGUCCAAAAUAUUCACCAACCUCUCCAUCAUACAGUCCUACAAGUCCAAGUUAUUCUCCUGGUUCACCGCAGUAUACUCCCACUUCACCUAAAUAUAGUCCAACAUCUCCUACUUAUUCUCCAACUUCUCCAUCCUAUUCACCAUCAAGUCCUAAAUAUUCUCCUUCGAGUCCACAAUAUUCACCUACAAGUCCAUCAUAUACCCCUACUUCUCCAAAAUAUAGUCCACCGUCUCCUCAGUACAGUCCUUCAUCGCCGAAGUACUCACCAACAUCACCAUCAUAUUCUCCAACUUCACCACAGUACAGUCCUACCAGUCCAACUUACUCUGUGACAAGCCCUAAGGGCUCGACUUAUUCACCUACAAGUCCUGGAUAUUCUCCAUCAUCUCCAUCAUACAGCCCAGCAAGUCCUGGAGAUGAUGAUGAAAGUGAUAAAUAAAAUUUUUAUGGGGGGGGGGACUUUUUGAAAUAAACGGAAAGAAUAAUAAGAGAACUUAGAUUUAAAAAAAAAUCACUGUAUUUAUGAGAUACAAAGUGUUGGGAAAAGUUUCAUUGAACAAUACUUUUCCAUCAUGUUUAUUGUUAUUGGCUAGCACUAAGCCACCUGUAUGUAUCAGAACAUUGCAUAUAUUUCUUUAUGAAACUCUAUUUAGCUGGAUAGAAAGUAUUGGCCAUAAUGUAACCAUAUAUGUGGACUUUUAAGAUUUGUGUUUUUAUAAUUAUGUUUAUUUGAAUGCAUAAUUUCUAUAUUGUGUAAUGCAGUUUAUAUUAUGUAUGUUUUUAAUUUGCAAUAAAGGAUGGAAAUAUUG